Eimeria maxima is the source of this 1110-nucleotide messenger RNA. RefSeq names its product S-adenosylmethionine synthetase, putative. Gene Ontology annotation, molecular function: ATP binding; methionine adenosyltransferase activity. Gene Ontology annotation, cellular component: cytosol. The record is from RefSeq and is a predicted model, not a curated record. Gene Ontology annotation, biological process: S-adenosylmethionine biosynthetic process. The coding region runs from base 1 to 1110 and encodes 369 amino acids. NCBI's taxonomy places the organism in Eukaryota, Apicomplexa, Conoidasida, Eucoccidiorida, Eimeriidae. The transcript has 6 exons.
AUGUCGACUAGACCUAUCGUUACUACCCCAGGUAGAUUCCUAUUUACCUCGGAAAGCGUUAAUGAAGGACAUCCAGACAAAUUAUGUGAUCAAGUUUCUGACGCAAUUCUUGACGCUUGUUUAAGAGAAGAUCCAAAUAGUAAAGUAGCAUGCGAGACCUGCACAAAAACAGGAAUGGUGAUGAUCUUUGGAGAAAUUACAACCAAUGCAAGUGUUGAUUAUGAGAAAAUUAUCCGAGAGACUUGCAGGGAUAUAGGUUAUGAUGAUGAAUCUAAAGGAUUAGAUUAUAAGACAAUGAAGGUUGUUGUUGCUAUAGAAGAUCAAAGCCCCGAGAUAGCGCAUGCAGUGCAUAUUAAUAAAAAUAUUGAAGAAAUUGGAGCAGGAGACCAGGGUCAUAUGUUUGGUUAUGCAUGUGACGAGACACCUGAAUUGAUGCCAUUAAGUCAUUCAUUAGCAACAAGUUUAGGUAAAAGAUUAACAGAUGUAAGAAAGACAGGUCUUCUUCCUUAUAUUAGACCAGAUGGUAAAACACAAGUAACAGUAGAGUAUGACAAUAGUAGUGGUGUACCUAUACCUAUACGUGUACAUACAAUAGUAAUAUCUACACAACAUUCACCAGAGGUAGAUAACAAUAAAUUAAGAGAAGAUAUAAUAAAUAAGGUAAUAAAGCCAGUAGUACCUAGUAAUUAUUUAGAUAAAGAUACAAUAUAUCUAUUAAAUCCAUCAGGUAGAUUUGUUAUAGGGGGCCCCCAUGGGGAUGCAGGACUAACAGGAAGAAAAAUAAUUAUUGAUACUUAUGGAGGUUGGGGGGCCCAUGGAGGAGGAGCAUUUAGUGGUAAAGAUAGUACUAAAGUAGAUAGAUCUGCUGCAUAUGCAGCUAGAUGGGCAGCUAAAUCUCUUGUUGCUAAUCAUUUCUGUAAAAGAUGUCUUGUACAAGUAUCUUAUUCAAUAGGAGUAGCAACACCUUUAUCGUUAUAUGUAGAUUCUUAUGGUACAGCAGCAGAAGGAUAUACAGAUGAUUGUCUUCUUAAGAUUGUUGCUGAUAACUUCGAUUUUAGGCCAGGUGUUAUACAAAGAGAUCUAAGGCUUAAGGUAAACCCUAAACCCUAA